AUGCGUCCUUCGAUCAUUUCUCUCUUUUUGGCGGCUGGCGCCACUGCCCUCCCCCGCCGACCUUGCAAGCGGCCCGGACAGGGACAAAACCUCUCGGCAUUUUCCGCGCACCGUGGUGAGGUCGACGUCCCGGAGGUAGAGGUCACUCGCGCCCGCCCGUCGGUCUCCAAAGGGGCCCGUCCCCAAACAUCUCCCGAGGUGUCCAUCCCAAAGACAUCUCCGUCGCAGACUCCCGCCACGAACGAUGAGCCCGAGUCUGAUGUCAGCGCUCCGGCACCCUCCGCUCCCGUUGCGACUGUCCCCGAGGAAUCCACCUCUGAGGAGUCCGCUCCUGCGGCACCCGUCGAAGCCCCUGCCUCGGGAGGCACUAGCUCCGUCUCUGGCCUGCCCUCGUCCUGGAAGCCUGGUGCUAAGUGGCAGAUCGUCAUCGAUGACCCCGUUGACAUCACGAAGCCGCUUAACCCUCCUGAUGCGCAAGUCUGGGUUGUCGACUACUUCCACUCUGUCGAGAACCCUGACAUUAUCCCCAAGUUGAAAUCCCCUUCGGCUGGCGUUGACAACACGGUCAUCUGCUAUAUCAAUCUCGGCGCCAUUCAGGAGUCCGAAUCCGACUACCCCAGCUUCCCCAAGGAUGCCAUAGGCAACGACUACGACGGCUAUCCGGAGUGGUGGAUCGACACCAGCCGAUCCGACGUCAUCGACUUCAUGAAGAAGCGCUUGGCCAAGGCCGCCGAAGUUGGCUGCGACGGUAUCGACGGCGACAACAUUGACGGAUGGGACUCCGGCAGUGCAGGCGACAAGACCGGCUUCGCCCUCACCAAAGCCGAAUCCAUCAACUACAUCCGCACCCUCGCCACCUACGCCCACAGCCUCAAGACCCAGCGCGGCCUCCCCCUCCUCUUCGGCCAGAAGAACUCCCAGCAGCUCAUCCCCGACGUCGCCGACUACGUCGACUUCGCCGUCCUCGAGGAUUGCCAGGGCUCCGGCGACUGGUGCGGCGAGUUCCAGGGUUUCAUCACCGGCGCGGCUCGCUCCGACGGCGCGAAGCUUCCCGUCUUCGAUAUCGAGUAUCCCGAUUCCGGCGUCGAUGGCGAUGCCUCGAUUGCUCAGAGUGAUUGGGAUCAUUAUUGCAACAGGGAUCCCGCCGUCGUUGGCAAUGCCGGGUUCAGCACCAUCAUUAAGAGGACUUCGGGUGAGCUGGACGGGUGGGUGCAGUACUGUGAGGACAGCGCCAGCGCUGGCGUUUAUACCACCAACAUGAUUCAGUGGAAUUAG
This is a messenger RNA of Scedosporium apiospermum, 1275 nucleotides long. RefSeq lists its product as uncharacterized. Lineage: Eukaryota; Fungi; Ascomycota; Sordariomycetes; Microascales; Microascaceae. The transcript is spliced from 3 exons. Bases 1 to 1275 code for a protein of 424 amino acids. The record is from RefSeq and is a predicted model, not a curated record.